UGUCGUAAAGAUUGAAAAACAUGAUAGAAAAGUGAAAUGUGUGUGUUUAGGUCGGACUUUUAUGACCAUAAUUAUUAAUAUAUGUUAAUGCUUGCUCAAAUGGAUUAGAUUAAAUGAAUGUAACGAGGAUUAGCAAAAUUAAAGAAAUUUGAAAAGAAUGAAUAAGAAGAAGAAAAUCUAAAAUUAAGUAGCAGAAAGUGUAAACUUAACAAAACGAAAUGACAACGUACGCAGUACAUAUCCAGUCAAAGAAACUGUCAACAUCAAACCCUAAUUUGAAGGCUGUAGGACAUAAAGGGUUAAAGUCCGGUCAUUCGAGCAGGGUGGAUCACCGCUCCGAUGUACGAUCUCGGGCACAUCUUACAGCAACGCCACAUAGUGCAAGCAAACAGACUUCCGCACAAAAUAAGCCUCUGACAGAUGAAGAUCUUGAAACGGUUCUUGAUUUCUCAGAGGAAGAGGUACCUUAUGAUGAAACGGGAAAGAAAUGUUAUUCCAGAGCGUGUCAGAAACUGGACGUUGUUCCGUCUUCAUACAUACUGACAAAACUUUCCAACUCAAAAACCAUAGAUUGUAAACAUUAUGGUCUAGGACCGAAGGGAACGAUGGCAUUAUCUAUAGCUCUUGUUAUAAAUUCCAGAGUUUCAUCAUUAAAUCUUCGAGGAAAUGAUAUCGGUCAAAAGGGAAUUUCAUACAUACAGAAAAUGAUCAGUGAAAGUCAUACAUUAACAGAACUCAAUAUUUCAGACAACAAAAUUGGCAGUUACGGGGCUAUUGCAAUACACAAAAUGCUAGCUGAUAAUCGCAGCUUACGUAAACUAGAAAUGUCAGGUGAAGAGUUUACAAACUCGGAUGCUGUUCAAUUAGCAAAAUCAAUUCAGGACCACCCGGAGCUGGAACAUGUAGACCUUAGCCACAAUAAUUUUGGGGAUGAGUCAGCUGCCUUAUUUGAAGAAAUGAUAUCUGAAAAUAUUGCACUACAAACAUUAGAUCUCAGUUGGAAUCAGUUCAGGAAAGAAGGUGCUCGUCAAGUAGCUAAAGGCCUAAAGGAAAACAUUUAUAUAAAGGAUUUCAACUUCUCAUGGAACGGUAUUGGAGACGAUGGUGCCGUCGAGUUUGCCAAGGCUUUAAAAGUCAACACGGUGCUGACGUCACUUGACCUCACGUGCUGCAGAAUUGGACAUGAUGGAUUCAUGAAACUCAUUACAUCGUUAAACUUGAAUGAGUCGCUGACUAUUUUGAAGGUUGGAAAGAACAACAUACCUGAGGAAUUUGCAGAAGCAGCACUUGCAAUUCUUAGAAACUAUCCAGCAUUAAAACUAGAAACUCUCGAUCUUACGGAUUGUACAUACAGUCCUAAGUUUGAAGCUCAUAUACAGAACCUAAAAGACAUGCAUCGCCACAUAAACAUCUUACAUGGAUACGCCUCAAACUACGGAAAGAACAAAUCAGAUUCUGUUGCGGACAUUUUAAAAGAAGGACUAGAGUGUCUAAGAGACUUCUGCAAGGAAAAUAAUGUGUCACUAGUGGAACUGUUUGAAAGAUUCGAUUCUGAUGAUUCUAUGAGUGUUAGUUUACAGGAAUUCCAGGAAGGAUUAAAGGAGGCAGGUGUUCCAUUAUCACUAUACAAAAUUGAAAUGUUUGCAAAUGCUCUUGACAAAGAUGGGGAUGGAGAAGUAGACUACAGUGAAGUCUAUCAAGCAAUGAUGACGUUAAAGGUACCAGCAAGUGAGAUGGUGUUACAGAUGAAGACUGCUGAACAAACGUAAAACUGAGACAUAAGAUGCUAGCUUGCCAUUUUUCACAGUGACUAAGCUGAAAACAUGUGCUAAAUCAUAUCACUAUUUUGUAUGGAAUGUUAAUUGUACAUGCUUAAAAACAUAUUUUGAUGACAGUCUGAACACUUGGUUUUGAUGAGUUCACGGUACACCGGCUAUACUGAAGGUUUUGUGUCGCAGAAUAAUGUAUUGUGCUGUUAACUUUUAGUUUGUACUCCAUACCAUACCAUACGAUUUACAAAACUGAUGUAAUGUAAUGUAUAAAUUUAUAAACCAUAUAAUCACACUUUUAUACAGUUACAUGUCCCCUGAAUGAUCAGAUACACGGUGCCGCCUACCCCACAGAUUGGCACAAGUCAAACUACGUUUUCGUUAUCUAAUAAAAAUGCACUGUUCUAACCAAAAAAUUUAUUUUAUCUACAUGUAUAUUGUCUAUACUGCUUUGGGAAAAACCUACGUUCGCAGUCCCAUCAGCAUUUUUGACUGGCAAAAAGGUUCAACUCUUAACCGCCUUGCAACCUAGUGAUAGAGCACAAACUACAGUGUGUGAGGUCAUGGGUUCUAUCUCUGGUCGCGUCAUACUUAAAAAUGGUACAUGUAGCACGAUUACUUUGCGCUCAUCACACUAAAAUGAUGAUACCAAUAAUGUCAAAGGUUUAAUCAAGAAUGAAGAGACGAGAGUGAUUCAUAUAAAACAUAGAAAUCGUGAUACAAAUGACCUAAAUAUAAUUGUAUACUCGAUAUUAAAUGAAUGAACUACACCAACCAAUACUAGUUUUCGACAACUAAAUCUGUCAAGUUAUGAUACCAUGUGUCAAGUUUCACAAAAAAAAAAAAAAAAAAAAAAAAAUAUUCCCCGCCGUUACAUAAAUAACUGAAUUACUGUUGAAAAAUGGCGUUAAACCCAAAGCAAACAAACAAACAAAAAUAUUCAGUUGUUUUAGUUUAAAAUUAUUUUUUAAAAUAUGAAUUUUCGAACUUGACCAGUUUUAUCAACCGUUGUCCAUGGUUACGCACACAUUUCUACGACCGAUCUUAAAAGUCAGAUUUUAUUUUACUUUAUUGUUUUAUCAUAGUAAAACGUUUUGUAUAAUGGGUCAAUUAAGUGUGGUAGAUAUUUUAAAAGAUUCCUCGUGUAAGUUUCCAUCCAUUGGUUGCCGACAAUUCAACCUUACUAAGGAUCACCUAUCACCGUAUGUACCUGUGGCAAGUGUCUUAGUAUGUCUAUGGUUCUAAUAGAUUUUUUUUUUCAACCAAAUUAAAUACAAAGUUGUUGAGAAAUAAAUAUUUAUUUUUCA
This is a messenger RNA of Mercenaria mercenaria, 3076 nucleotides long. Its product is annotated as leucine-rich repeat-containing protein 74A-like. The transcript has 15 exons. The record is from RefSeq and is a predicted model, not a curated record. Bases 219 to 1769 code for a protein of 516 amino acids. NCBI's taxonomy places the organism in Eukaryota, Metazoa, Mollusca, Bivalvia, Venerida, Veneridae. Gene Ontology annotation, molecular function: protein binding; calcium ion binding.